AUGGCGAGUCUCCGCCGCUUCUUGCACCCCGACGCGCCUCCUCCCACGCCCUGGACGACGGAAAAUCCACCUACGCAGCACCAGAGCGAGUCCUACUACGCGUCUCCAGCCACACACGCGCACAGAGAGCGCGCUGGGACGGCUCCGACGCCGCAGCAGAGCCAAGAGACGGAUGGCGCGUUUUCCGCCUCGAACUCGCGCGUUUCAAGCUUUUCUCGGCGAUUUUUUGAGCGCGCAAGCGGUCGCUCGUCGUCUUCGUCGUCGUCUUCUUCUGGUGGUGACGACGUGGAAGGUGGUCUGAUGACGUCCACAAGCUACUUUCGACCACGCACGAUGGAUGGCUACACUCGGUACCUCGAAGCUGCUUUUAUGGAAGGAAUGCUGGAAAAACAGAGCUCGGAAGACCUCAAGCUCUGGAAAAAGCGGUGGUUUGUCAUGCGAGAGAGCAAACUCUUUUAUUACAAGGCAGAGAGUGAUGUGACGGAGCAAAAACCGACGGACGAAGCGUGUUGCGGGGUCAUUUCGAUGGAAAAUAUCGACUCGGUGACGACAGCGAAGGAUUUUGGUGCUGCUGCGUUUCAGAUCCGGAUGGAAAGUAGGCGUUAUGUGCUACGUGCUGAGUCAAAAGAUAUGAUGCACGAGUGGCUGUUUAACUUUCAAAAAUCAAUCGCAAGUAUAGUGUCGGCUCUGUCGCGAACGCAGGCAGAACAUCGACCGAUUGGACUAUGCAACAGUUUAUCGAGAAGACAGAGCAUGCCCCGCGUCAGUCGCAGCGUCUCGUUCGACUAUCAGGACCAGUUUCCCAUUGCAGCCUCUGGCGAUGACCUACAUCGCGGCCGCGCAAGCUGUGGACUUUUUGCGUCAACGAGCUUUUCUGACGAAUCAACAGGUGGUGACGGCUCUUCGUCUUCGCGAGCUAGCCCUCGGCUCGCCACUAGCCCGUUAGGGUUUGGUGGGUUCGGACCACGAAGCCCACUGAUGUUUGCCUUUGAUCCGAUGGAUGACUUGCCGGAGCACCACACUUCUCCAUUACGGCGAAGCUCAAUCGUCGAAGGGAAAGAUGAUAGCUUCGGCUUUGGUGAUGGACGCCUGCACCCCAGAGAUCAGUGGGAGGAUGAAGGCGAGGAAGUCAAAGCUACGGAAUGUACUACUGAUACACCGUCGAUGGGACGACCGUCACCACCUCCAAUUGUUACAGGCAAAUACAUUCCCCGAUACCUUCGAAAUCGGAGUGCUGCAGAGCCAACUUCUCCACCAUCUAUCCCAGUUGAUUUGUGUUCACCACCAGAUCCAGCACCUACUCCUACCGCCAGCCGUUGGGUGCCUCGCCACCAACGUGAAGGGUACGCCGAGAUGCAGCCUAUCGAGUCGUUCUCGAUCAACUCUCGAGACUCCUUUCAUGAGACUUUCCACGAGGAUAGUUCGAGCUAUUCUACCGGCGAUGAUGUUCAUGGCGUGACAUCACUGUUAGGGGGUGCGAUCAUCGAUGGAAGAUAUCUGCUGUUGCAUCCCAGACCUUAA
Peronospora matthiolae is the source of this 1521-nucleotide messenger RNA. Lineage: Eukaryota; Oomycota; Peronosporomycetes; Peronosporales; Peronosporaceae. The record is from the annotation of a GenBank genome assembly.